This is a messenger RNA of Camellia sinensis, 2536 nucleotides long. RefSeq names its product putative methyltransferase PMT2. The record is from RefSeq and is a predicted model, not a curated record. NCBI's taxonomy places the organism in Eukaryota, Viridiplantae, Streptophyta, Magnoliopsida, Ericales, Theaceae. Gene Ontology annotation, molecular function: methyltransferase activity. Gene Ontology annotation, cellular component: endosome; trans-Golgi network; cytoplasm.
CAAGAUUCACACGUUGCACGAUACUAGUAAAUGUUUUUUUUAGAGAGAGAGGGAGAGACUCGUUUCUUCGAUCUAUAUCAGAGCUCUCUAUCCCCCAGCAAAACUCGUUGCUUUUUGGGAGAGACAAGAUAUGAUAUUCAAGUCACCGAACACAAGAUCGAGCUUUUUUAGGGUUUUCUCAGUCUCUCAUUUUUACUCUCUCUAACUUCUCAUUGUACACUCUCGGAGAGCUUCGAGGUCGAAGGAAGGGAGAUCUUCAAUCUGAAUAGCACGGCUAUUUCAAAGAGCAUGCUGUAUCCAUACCGGAUACUUACUGGCGUAUGGUACCUCGUAUGCUACUUCUGCAUACGAACUGGCAUUGGUACACGUAGUUAAUUUUUGAUGUACUCAGACGGACCUACUAUAUACCAAGCUGUGCAUUAUGGCACCAAAGAUAAAUGCGGGUGACAGUAGGACUAGGAGUUCUGUAUCUAUUUUUAUAGUAGUUGGUUUGUGCUGUUUCUUCUAUUUACUGGGAGCAUGGCAAAGAAGUGGGUUUGGAAAGGGAGACAGUAUGGCUCUGGAGAUGACGAAGAGCGGAUCAGAUUGCACUAUCCUUCCUAAUCUGAAUUUUGAGACCCAACACGGUGGAGCUGGUGUUGUUGUUGAUUCUGAAUCGAAAGUUGAAGUCUUUAAGCCGUGCAGCUCCCGUUAUACUGAUUAUACACCCUGCCAAGAUCAAAGGCGUGCCAUGACCUUUCCAAGGGAUAACAUGAUCUACCGAGAACGGCAUUGUCCUGCUGAGAAUGAGAAGUUACAUUGCCUUAUUCCAGCACCUAAAGGAUAUGUGACCCCAUUUCCAUGGCCUAAGAGUCGUGAUUAUGUACCGUAUGCCAAUGCACCAUAUAAGAGCUUGACAGUUGAGAAGGCUAUUCAGAACUGGAUUCAAUACGAGGGCAAUGUAUUUAGGUUCCCAGGUGGUGGAACACAGUUUCCACAAGGGGCAGAUACAUAUAUUGAUCAGCUUGCUUCUGUAAUACCAAUUAAAGAUGGGACUGUUAGAACUGCAUUGGACACUGGUUGUGGGGUUGCUAGCUGGGGUGCCUACCUUUGGAAGAGAAAUGUUAUAGCCAUGUCAUUUGCACCAAGAGACUCACAUGAAGCACAGGUUCAGUUUGCUCUUGAAAGGGGAGUGCCUGCUGUUAUUGGUGUUCUUGGAUCAAUAAAAAUGCCAUAUCCCUCAGCAGCCUUUGACAUGGCUCACUGUUCUCGUUGCUUAAUUCCAUGGGGAGUCAACGAUGGAAUGUACAUGAUGGAAGUUGAUCGCGUUCUUAGACCUGGUGGCUACUGGGUGCUUUCUGGUCCUCCAAUUAAUUGGAAACAUAACUACAAGUCAUGGCAGCGUCCCAAGGAGGAACUCCAGGAGGAACAAAGGAAGAUUGAGGAGAUUGCCAAACUUCUAUGCUGGGAGAAGAAGUCUGAGAAAGGUGAGACUGCUAUAUGGCAGAAGAGAGUAAAUGCUGAUUCAUGUCGUCGAACAGAAGAUGAUUCUGAAGCCACAUUUUGCAAAACAGCUGAAGCAGAUGAUGUCUGGUACAAGAAAAUUGAGAAAUGCAUUACUCCAUAUGCUAACAGAGAUGGUGGGGAACUCAAGCCAUUUCCGGAAAGGCUUAAUGCUGUCCCUCCCAGAAUUUCUAGUGGAUCUGUUCCUGGAGUCUCUGUUGAUGCAUACCUGGAGGACAAUAAAAUAUGGAAGAAGCAUGUAAACGUGUACAAGAAAAUUAUCAAAAUUAUUGACUCAGGAAGGUAUCGCAAUAUUAUGGAUAUGAAUGCUGGAUUGGGAGGUUUUGCUGCAGCACUCAGUUCUCCCAAAUUGUGGGUUAUGAAUGUUGUGCCCACUAUAGCGGAGAAAAAUACCCUGGGGGUUGUGUAUGAGCGUGGAUUGAUUGGCAUCUACCAUGACUGGUGUGAAGGUUUCUCCACAUAUCCAAGGACAUAUGACCUCAUUCAUGCCAAUGGGCUUUUCAGUUUGUACAAUGACAAAUGCAAUUUUGAAGACAUUCUUUUGGAGAUGGAUCGAAUUUUGCGACCAGAGGGUGCAGUGAUAAUACGCGAUGAAGUCGAUGUGCUUAUCAAGGUAAAGAAGAUAGUAGGAGGUAUGAGGUGGGAUACUAAAUUGAUGGAUCACGAGGACGGCCCACUUGUUCCCGAGAAGAUACUAGUUGCUGUAAAACAGUACUGGGUUACUGGAGAAAAUAACUCCACAUCCUCGCUUUGAAGGCUACAAUAGGACAAGAUUGAUCUCUGGCGCGAAGGCGUGAUCCCCUGAGAGGAAAUGCAUGAACUAUUUAUUCAUUUCACCAAGAUCAUUUUUUGGUGAUGUUUUACUUCUGGGAGGGGGUUCCACUUUAUAUGUUUGAUCGACGGUUGAUUCGUCGCCUCUGUUCAUUUGUCGUGAGUUACAAAUGACAAAGCUACGCUUGUACGUUUUAUGCUCUAUUUAUUUGAUUUUUGUAUCCUUUGUAGCAUUUUUAUUAUAUUGCAAAAUGUUGACUGU